GUCGAUUUCACCGCCAUCGCUUACCCCAUCAUCGAUCCACCGCCGCCGCAUCUCCUUCAUCCUCUGCGCCGGUCCAGCACUCGGGUUCACCCUCCCGCCGCCGCCCUCCCCUAUCCCCCGCCACAGCAGCUUCCCUUACUCGUUCUAGCUCCCCGUCGUCUCCCCGGCGCCGGAUUUUUUCACAUCCGCAGGAGAUUGAUGGGUGAGAAGGGAAAAUCGAGGAUCCUCUACUCAAAUCCGCAAGCUGGGAAAGAGCAGCUCCUCUGCAGCUGGAUUCCUGGUAAUGAAUUAAUUAAUGAGAGGUUGAAUGGGCUAUUCUGA
Messenger RNA from Linum tenue, 321 nucleotides. The record is from the annotation of a GenBank genome assembly. NCBI's taxonomy places the organism in Eukaryota, Viridiplantae, Streptophyta, Magnoliopsida, Malpighiales, Linaceae.